CUAGAAUCCGCUCGGUAGUUUCUGUUUGUAAUUUUAGGGGUUUUUCUUUUUCGAAGCUAAGCGAGUAAAACAAUAAUUUUGUUUUUGCGUAGUGUUUUGUUACUUUUCCACAAAUCUCAGUGUCAUUUUUGUUUUUUUAUUAUUAUUUUAUCCCACAGUAACAGUUGGUUUUGACGUUUUAUAUGGUAACUUCAGGUGACACUGGUCGGUUGUAAACCAUGGAUAAUCAGCAUAAAGAAAUUCUGCGGAGAAACAGGAGUGCUAUUAUUAGGGAGAUUCACGACAUCAAAACUAUUGUUUAUGCUUUAGAAGAAAAUGGCGUCAUCACAGGCAACAUGUUGGAAGACAUCAUGGCAGAGAGUACACCAACAGACAAGAAGAGGGAAAUGUUGAACAUAUUACCACGGAGAGGGACGGAGGCAUUUGAUCAGUUUUAUGAAAUUCUCGUCAAUAACAAGGAAGGAUCAGCAGCUGAUAUUUUAAAGCCAGAGUUGUCAAAGCAGAGGAGAGCGGAAGAAAAAAGAAAACUAGCUGCUGUUAGACGAACCGAAGCAUAUAAUACUCCAUCAGUGGUGACCUCACCCACAGAUGAUGAUGAUGAUGAUGACCUGCCAGAAACAUGGCCUGAUAUGAACCUAUUAUCAGGAAUUGUUACAGUAAAGGUCUGUGAGAAAUCGGGGCAGAUGUAUGAGAGGUUUCUCAGCUGCAACGACAGUGGAAAGGUGUACAAACAUCAGAGUAAGCCAAGAGGACUUGCAUUAGUGAUAAACAACGAGAAGUUUGAACUGGCAAGGAAGAAUGGCUGCAAUCUGGAAGAUCGACAUGGAACCAACAUUGACCAGUUCACAGUCGAUCGACUGUUAGAGCAGCUGGGCUAUAUAGUUCGCAUUCAUGAAGAUUCGACAGCUGAGAAAAUCCAAAACACUGUAAACCAGUUCAGUCAGAUGGACCACACUUCGUACGACAGCUUCGUUCUGUUCGUUCUGUCUCACGGAGAGAGCCAGAGUAUAUAUGGAGUAGACGGGGAACUGGUACAGAAGGAUAAAAUCACAGGAGCCUUCAACGGGAAUAACUGCCAAACUCUUAGUGGGAAGCCCAAGCUGUUCUUUUUCCAAGCCUGCCAAGGGCAAAAUGUUGACCCUGGUGCACCCAUUGCCUCAGCGGAACCAGUUAUCAGUAGCAGUAGCAGUGGCAGUGAACCCGAUAACAUGGAGCUUUCACUGAAGAAGAUGAAAGGUCUAAAGUUAAAUAAAACCACAGUUGAUGAGUCGAGAGAUGACACUGUGGCCGACGUCAAGACAGAGACCUCGGUACCAGCCGGAGGAGAUGUUUUCAUAGCAUCGGCCACUAUUCCAGAUUAUUUAUCAUGGAGGAACACAAUGAAAGGAACAUGGUUCAUCCAGGCAGUUGGCUACAUCUUUCAGAAGUUUGCUCACAAAGACGAUAUCAACAAACUGAUGACCAAGGUCAACCGUCUGGUUGGUCGGGGACGGACAGAUUCCGGUUCGAUGCAGGUGUCGACAUACGAAUCACGGCUGUUGAAAGCUUUCUACUUCUUCCCAGGCCUGUGGUUAUCGUCAUCAGAGACAUCAGCCGCUCUUUCUAACAUACAGUCUACUAGCUGAAACCAUUUGACCUCUUGCUAAUAUCAUACACAAACAAAAUAUUUAAAUGUGUAAUGUACCUUUUUUUUAAAGUUCAGUAUGUAAAUAGGCAGGGCUCCAAGCUGAGGUGUUGAAAGGGUAUGCCCUAAAUAAGCAGGCCGAAAUGAAGUACAAACAUGCUAACCUGAAAACAUUUCCUCUCAAAAUCAAUGGAUUACUUAUUAAACAGAAAUAAUUGUGCACCAUACCCCAAAAAACUGAUUUUUACUCAAACAUAGCAAUGUUAAUGCAGGCUGAAAGACGGCUUUCCAGUUGGCAGUUUGGGGGGCAUUGUAAGCCCCCCAUGGGGAAAAUUUUGAAAAUGGACCAUGCACAGAGUACUUCUGAGCCAGUUAGUUAUACAAAUUAUGAAAAUAAAAGGAAUCCAAUAUGA
This is a messenger RNA of Gigantopelta aegis, 2037 nucleotides long. Its product is annotated as caspase-2-like. The coding region runs from base 219 to 1625 and encodes 468 amino acids. The record is from RefSeq and is a predicted model, not a curated record. Lineage: Eukaryota; Metazoa; Mollusca; Gastropoda; Neomphalida; Peltospiridae. Gene Ontology annotation, molecular function: cysteine-type endopeptidase activity. Gene Ontology annotation, biological process: proteolysis; regulation of apoptotic process. The transcript has 9 exons.